Thyridium curvatum is the source of this 972-nucleotide messenger RNA. RefSeq lists its product as uncharacterized. The record is from RefSeq and is a predicted model, not a curated record. The coding region runs from base 1 to 972 and encodes 323 amino acids. NCBI's taxonomy places the organism in Eukaryota, Fungi, Ascomycota, Sordariomycetes, Thyridiales, Thyridiaceae. Gene Ontology annotation, cellular component: cytoplasm. Gene Ontology annotation, biological process: pantothenate biosynthetic process. Gene Ontology annotation, molecular function: 2-dehydropantoate 2-reductase activity. The transcript has 4 exons.
AUGAGCGGCAAGCCAGUCGAAGUGCUUGUCUACGGACUGGGAGCAAUAGGUUCAUUCUAUGCCUUUGUUCUACGCCGUACUGGUAAAAUUCGGUUGACGGUCGUUGCUCGAUCUAAUUACGAUGCUGUCAAGGCGAACGGCAUCAAAAUUACAAGCGAAAAUCAUGGCGAACAUCAUGUCCGGGUAGAUCGAGUGGUGAGGACUGUCGCCGAAGCCGGGCAAAAGUUCGACUACAUCGUGUGUGCGCAUAAAGCCAUAGAUCAAGCCAGUGUCCCCUCGCAGAUCGAGCCUGGUGUCGACGAAAAGAGCACGACGAUCGUCAUCAUACAAAAUGGAGCUGGCAACGAGGAGCCCUUCCGUGUCACAUUUCCUACUGCAACUAUCAUAUCAUGUGUGACAUGGACCGGAGCCAGACAACCGCAGCCAGGAGUUGUGAUGCAUACGAAGUCUGAGGAUAUGCAAAUCGGACUGUUCCCCAACAAGAACGGUUGUCCUGCUCAGGAAGAAGAACGCCUCCAGCGAUUCGCUUCGUUGCUGACGGCUGGGCAGACAGUCUUUCAGGUUGUUCCCGAUAUCCAGGUGCAGCGGUGGGAAAAGGUGGUUUGGAAUGCUGCAUGGAACUCGUUGACUACCCUAACUCUACUUGACACACACGCCUGGCUCAACUCAUCCGACAACGCAACCCCACUGACGAGAAAGCUGAUGGGCGAGGUCAUUGCCGUCGCCGAAGCUUUGGGCGUCGCGCUUGACGACGAGCUGAUCGACCGGCUAAUCACUAAGAUCAAAGCGAUGCCGCCAAUAGGGAGCAGCAUGCGGACAGACUAUGAAAACGGCAAGCCUAUGGAGGUUGACAUAAUCCUUGGAUAUCCUGUGAGAAAGGGGAGGGAGCUCGAGAUUAACGUGUCGACCAUUGAGACCAUUUAUGUAAUCUUGACGGCGAUCAACAAGAGACUCAUGGCUGCAUCAACAUAG